AGUACACCCGUGGGAAACGUGACGUAGAUGCUCGAAAUUGACAGUCUGGCGUCCAAAUUGUCAUGCGCACCGACCGUGUUUUACACUAUUUUACACCCAUAGGGUUUAUGUCAUAUAGCCACAGACCUUUUAUAAUCCAGUAUUCAGUUUAAUAUCAAGGUCAGUGACUUGAACAGCCAUUUUAUUCUUUCUAAUUUUGAAGUUUUACAAAAGCUAUCAACUGUGAGGUAAUAAAAACAGUGUGUAAUUCAAAAGUGAAGCCAGAAGAGCCCUACCAUAAAGUAGGGUAACAUUCCAAUCCUACCCAUUGCAAAUAAUCGUCGAGAACACCAAUCAACCUAAACCAUAGGCGAAUAGUCCUAGUAGCUAAGGCCUACAAAAAUUAAAAAGAAGAAAGAGCUGACAACUGACAUUUCGAUAUUACCGUCAUCCCGUUAAUUGGAGUAGUACUAAAUUACCUUCCUCAUGUUUUUGCAUAAGUUACCUGCCCAAGUCCGACUCAGCCAUGGAGGUAGAAGGUACCUUUUAACUCCAUGGAGUUGUUAAUAAAUACGGACCUGAGAAUCCCACUGCUGAAGGCCUUUUCUUUUUAUCCUAAUGGCCUGUUACUUAAGUAGUUAUAAAGAAACUUCGGUAAAAGAGAAGAAGAAAUCUAACCUACAAAAUUCAAAAAUGUUGAAACACUACAAAACUCAUAUUCUACGAAAAUGUACUGAUAUCUUUUGUAUACGAUCAUUUUCAUCAGUCAAUACCUACGACGUAAUAGUAAUUGGUGGCGGUCAUGCAGGAAGCGAAGCCUGUGCUGCCGCCUCUAGAAUGGGGGCCCGAACUCUACUUGUCACUCAUAAAAAAGAUACCGUAGGAGAAAUGUCUUGCAACCCUUCCUUCGGUGGUAUAGGUAAAGGUCAUUUGAUGAGAGAAGUUGACGCGUUAGACGGAGUUUGUGGUAGAAUAUGUGAUAUUUCUGGAAUACAGUAUAAGGUGCUUAAUAAGAGAAAAGGUCCCGCUGUUUGGGGUUAUCGCGCUCAAAUUGAUCGAGUUAUGUACAAACGAAACAUGCAAAACGAAUUGUUUAGAAAUACUUCAAAUUUAGAUGUUCUAGAGGCUGCUGUAGAGGAUCUAAUUGUUGAUAACUCUACUACCAAUGCGUUAGGGGAUAGUUGUGUAGAAUGCAAAGGUGUAAUAUUAAAAAAUGGAAGGAAGGUGUACUCUAAUAGUGUUGUAAUAACAACUGGAACGUUUUUAAAUGGCCACAUAAAUCUUGGGUUGAAAAUUAUCCCUGCUGGAAGAAUUGGAGAUGAACCAUCAAUAGGAUUGGCAAAAACUUUGGAGCGAUUAAAAUUAAGAAUGGGCAGAUUAAAGACUGGAACGCCUCCCAGAUUGAAAGCAGAUACAAUCGAUUACAGUGUAUGUGAGGCACAAGAUGGAGAUAAUCCACCAUUGCCCUUUUCUUUCAUGAAUGAGAAGGUCUGGAUAAAGCCAGAAGAUCAGUUGAAGUGCUAUUUAACCAAAACGACACUAGCUUUAGAAAAAGUUGUGAAGGACAAUUUGCAUGUAAACAGACACGUUAUGGAGGAAAUAAGAGGGCCGAGAUACUGUCCCAGUAUAGAAUCUAAAGUACUGAAAUUUUCGGGACGAGAACAUCAGGUGUGGUUAGAACCUGAAGGUCUUACCAGCGACAUUAUAUACCCAAAUGGUUUAUCUUGUACAUUGCCUGAAGAAUUGCAGUGGGAUCUCAUAAGGAAUAUACGUGGUUUAGAGAAUGCUGUGAUAGUUAGGCCGGGUUAUGGAGUAGAGUAUGAUUAUGUGGAUCCCAGGGAACUUAUGCCGACUCUGGAGGUGAAAAGAGUUGACGGUUUGUUUUUAGCUGGUCAAAUUAACGGCACUACUGGAUACGAAGAGGCCGCCGCUCAGGGAAUAUUAGCUGGAAUAAACGCAGGCGCAAAGGCUUUAAAAAGAAAUCCUCUCUUAAUAAGCAGAACGGAAGGUUACAUAGGCGUAAUGGUAGAUGAUUUGACGACCCUCGGCACUACAGAACCCUACAGAAUGUUCACCAGUCGCGCUGAAUUCAGAUUGACCCUUCGUCCUGACAAUGCUGAUCAGAGAUUGACUGCCAAAGGGUUUCAAGUCGGGUGUGUCAGUAAAGAAAGAUAUGAUAAAACGUUGAAAGUGCAGCGAGAGCUCCACGACGGCAUAGAAUUGUUAAAAAACGUUACCAGAACGGCGAGUUAUUGGAGGAAGCAACUGGGGUUGGCUCCGAGCAAAAGUAAUCUUCAAAAAAGUGCUUUCACUAUGAUAGACGUAUCCAAUGAGAAAGUAACCAUUAGUAUGCUAGCGAAAGUAGCCCCAGAAUUGGCAGAUCUCGCUCGGGAUUUUUCUUUAGAAAAUCGGCUUCAUAUUGAAGCGACAUACGAAGCUGCCGCCGAAGAUCAGGCCGAAGAAGUGCGCGAAGUACGGCAAAACGAAUCGCUUAUUAUUCCCAGAAAUAUGGAUUACGCGUCGGAGUCUCUGAGCCUCAGUUUCGAGGAGAGAGAAAAACUAUUGACUGUCCAACCUCAAACGAUCGCAGCGGCAAGUCGAAUUCCUGGUGUCACACCAUCGUCACUAUUCAGGUUAUUGAGAUUUGUGAAACAACAAGAUGUAAGGACGCUUUGAAUAUUUUUUUAGCCCUUUUUACUACCUCAAUUAAAAAAAAAGCAAUUAUAUUGCAUUUUCAAUGCCUUAUUUUGACAAUUGACAAUUUUGACAAGCUCUACUCAAAUAGCAUGCAGUUUAAAGGUGAAAACUUAAGAAGCAAACUUUAAAAAUAUUUCACACCAAUGCUAUACAUAUUAUAAUAAUAAUUAUAAACUCUUUUUUUUUU
This is a messenger RNA of Psylliodes chrysocephalus, 2863 nucleotides long. The record is from the annotation of a GenBank genome assembly. NCBI's taxonomy places the organism in Eukaryota, Metazoa, Arthropoda, Insecta, Coleoptera, Chrysomelidae.